This is a messenger RNA of Sturnus vulgaris (Common starling), 3418 nucleotides long. RefSeq names its product nephronectin (gene NPNT). The record is from RefSeq and is a predicted model, not a curated record. Gene Ontology annotation, cellular component: membrane. Lineage: Eukaryota; Metazoa; Chordata; Aves; Passeriformes; Sturnidae. Gene Ontology annotation, molecular function: calcium ion binding.
AUGGAGCUCUCCCUGUGGCUGCUUCUAGCGUCCUGCCUCUCGCUGGGGGCGGCCAGGGAAUUUGACAGAAGGUGGCCCAGACAAAUCGUCUCAUCUGCAGGACUGUGUCGGUUUGGAAGCAGAAUUGACUGCUGCUGGGGCUGGGCCCGAGUGGCCUGGGGACAGUGCCAACCUAUAUGCCAGCCAGGGUGCAAACAUGGUGAAUGCAUUGGGCCAAACAAGUGUAAGUGCCACCCAGGAUACACUGGAAAAACUUGCAACCAAGAUCUGAAUGAGUGUGGGCUGAAGCCGCGGCCGUGCAAGCACCGGUGUAUGAAUACCUUCGGCAGCUACAAGUGCUACUGUCUGAAUGGCUACAUGCUUAUGCCAGAUGGAACGUGCUCAAAUGCCCUUUCUUGCCUGAUGGCAAACUGUCAGUAUGGCUGUGAUGUCCUGAAAGGGGAGGUGCGCUGCCGCUGUCCUUCUCCUGGGCUGCAGCUUGGGCCUGAUGGCAGGACUUGUGUAGAUAUUGAUGAAUGUGCUACUGGCAGGGUUCUCUGCCCACGAUUUAGGCACUGCGUCAAUACUUUCGGAAGCUACAUUUGCAGGUGUCACAAAGGCUUUGAUCUGAUGUACAUCGGAGGGAAAUACCAAUGCCAUGAUAUAGAUGAAUGUUUCCUUGGCCACCAUCAGUGUGGUAGUUUUUCACAUUGCUACAACACUCCAGGAUCCUACAAAUGCAAAUGUAAAGAAGGGUACAGAGACAAUGGAACAAACUGCAUACAAAGGCCAGUGACCAGGCCCACAGCUCGUCCGACGCCUGUACCAACUCAGCCUGCACCCAGGACAACGACUCGACUGACACCCAAGCCAACCACGAGAUAUGUGCCAGUGACAACAAGCCUGGCCACGACAUCAGUGACAAAGCCUCCUCCUCCAACAACGCCUCAGCCUACAACGGUAAGACCUACACUACCACCACAAACAACUCCUCUGGUAACAACUGAAGAGCCGUCACAUGUUCCCACUGAAACUACAUCUUCCCAAGGAGUUAUAGAUGACAACAGGAUCCAGCCAGAUCCUCAGAAACCCCGAGGAGAUGUGUUCAUUCCACGCCAGCCUGGAGUCAGCAAUAAUCUGUUUGAAAUACUUGAAAUUGAAAGAGGGAUUACAGCUGAUGAAUUUGAAGCAAACGAUGACCCAGGUGUCCUGGUGCACAGCUGUGAUUUUGACAGUGGACUGUGUGGGUGGAUCAAGGACAAAGAUGAUGACUUGCACUGGGAGCCAGUGAGAGAUGCAUCAGGAGGACAGUACCUUACCAUCUCUGAUGCCAAGGGCAAAGAAGGAAGAGUAGCACAUCUUAUCCUGCCAUUGGGGCACAUGGCUCAGGCUGGAGACUUGUGCCUGUCCUUUAGGCAUAAGGUGUCUGGGCUGCAUUCUGGUGCCCUCCAAGCCUUUGUAAGGAAGAAUGGUGCUCACGGUCCAGCUGUUUGGGGAAGAAAUGGUGGCCAUGGCUGGAGACAGACACACAUUACUUUACGAGGACUAGGCAUCAAGAGUGUUAUUUUCAGAGGUGAGAAAGGGAAAGGAAGAACUGGGGAUAUUGGUCUAGAUGAUGUAGUCUUGAGGAGAGGACGCUGCUCUGAAGAGCAUUAGCCAAGACAAUGGACCAGCAGUCAUUUCCUCUUGCCCUUCUUAUGCAAUUCCUACCAAACCUUGAAACAGAACUGCGUGGAAAAGAAUAAAAAGUGGGAGAGCAACUUCUUAGUGGUCUGCUAAGGGCAAUCUCAUGGAAAUUUCACUUAAACACAUGGAGAGCGCCUCUCAGGAUUGAGGAAAUCCAAUCUCAGGCUGGUUCUUUCUUUUAAUUCUUACCCGUAAACCAUAUUUUCUAUGUAAUAACUUUGUUGUCUGGUGAGUAUUCACAAAAAGAGCACUUGUGAAAAAGGAAGAAUUAAUUACAAAUGGUAGCAAAAGGAAGCUCCAUCUCAAAGUUUCAGUGUUAACUGACAGCCAUUAUCAUCCCAUAGUGCUAUCUUUCAUUGAUUAAUUUGUGUGUCACAUUGGAUUAGUGAAAGCUUGGACCUGAACUUUGGCUUACUGCCACUGACCUUUGAAGAAAGGUUUUUCAUAUAUGAAAUAGCAUUUAUUUUGCUGUUGCAUUUACAUUAACCAAAACCAAUUAUAUAGAUUAGGCAUUGCAUCCUGUAAUAUUGCUAUGCUGUGUUUUGUGUAUAUGCGUAUGGUUAACAUAUUUAUGUUUUUAGUACUUACAGGCUGUAGUUGCAGGGUAAUUGGCAGCUGUACUUUUUUUGUACUAGACAGGAGUUCAGCAUCUUCUUCAAUACUGCUGGUCAUGCAAAAUUUUCAAAGUCAGUUAAUGGUGCUCAUUGAAAAAGCUGGUGGAGUUUUUCAUGUUGUAAAGUCCUGAGGGCAAAAGACCAAAGGCUCACCUGAUGGAAACUGGCAUCUGAAAAUGCUGUACAAGUUUGUGUCAAGCUCACAAGGUCUAGGAAGUAGCUCCUGGUUCAGCUGAAGACUGAGCAGCCAGGAGAAGAUGAACUUGUAUUUUGUAAGGUUGAGGCCGUUGACAAAUGCCAGGAAUGAUCCUUUCCCACAGGUGGCACAAGCCUACACACGAGGAAAAAGGGCAGCUGCAUUAACAAUGUGCAAACAAUUCCAACAGUGAAAUGCCUCGAGUGGUCUUUGCCAAAUGUCCAUACUCCAUCCAACCUUCUGUAUAUAAUAAGCAUUUUAUUCUUUAGAACUAGAAAAACUUCUCUAGUGGGAACUAAGUAUUUAUCAAAACUUUGGACUAAUUUUAUAGUUAUGUAUCAUGUGUGCUGUGCAGUUUCCCAGGGAAUUCUUCUGUUUGGUUUGGAAUUUUUAAAGUGGGCAUCAUCAUCACUGCUAGCAAUUAUAAAAUUCACAAAGCAAUUGUAACAUUUAAGAAAAUGACAAGAGAUUGGUAAAAUGCUGUUAGUGGUGCAGCCUUAAAGCUUAAACAAAAAUAGAUCUCAGUUCUUUUGAAUGUAAAUACAGUGUGAAAUAAAUGUCAGCUGCAUAGCACUUUCAGUCUUGUACAAAGUUCACAGACACAAAUUUGGAAGAACAUUAGAGGUAAUAUUCUAAAUCCAUGUUCCUGACAAAAUACCAGUCUGAAAAUAUUUUUCCCAUUCAUCCUCUAGGACAAAACAUGGUGUGUAGAGCAGAAAUGUAUGUGACCAAACACAGAGUCUCCUGCAAAACUGUAUCAGCAAACAUUUUGAAAAGGAAGAAAGCAAUGUGUUUGUAAACAUUAAACUAUUUUGCUUCAAAUAUGAAUAUGAUAUUUUUCUCUUAUGUUACUUUGUGAUAUGUCAGAAAUAUCUGUGAAUAGUGGAAAUACCUUGUCCUUAUUUUAAAGUAAUCAGUAAAAGAGACUGUUACUUGCUACUAA